AUGACCAAUGAGGAGGAUGAUUCCUUUGAAUAUGUCCCGGAUGAGCUACAUCUUUCAAAUGUUGACGAAAGUGACGACGUAGAACUGCUAAGUUCACUGGCAGUUAUCUGUAAACAGGAAAACCUAUUACUCCUGGAUGAUUUUAACGCUCCUGGCAUCGAUUGGAUGAGGCCUGGAGUAAAGGCCGCAGCAGCACCUUUCAAUUAUCAACUACUUCAGUUUUAUUUGGAUGAAUAUCUCAUUCAACACAUAGAAUUCACAACCCGACUGCGA
This is a messenger RNA of Dibothriocephalus latus, 273 nucleotides long. Lineage: Eukaryota; Metazoa; Platyhelminthes; Cestoda; Diphyllobothriidea; Diphyllobothriidae. The record is from the annotation of a GenBank genome assembly.